UCACAAAAUCCACUAAAUAUAACUCUAUAAAUUAGAGAAGUUGUCGAGACAGAAAGAGAGAUUAAAAGGACCGAAAGGGAUCGAUCUACAUCGCGAACGAAACACGUCUCACGUGCGAACAGGUUCUUCCAACAACCAUGUCCGACCAUCACCGGGCAAAUCUUUUCGAUGUUAUUUGAAAUUAGUAGAAGCACUUUCAUAUAUAUCAAAACAAUUGGGAAUUGGAAUUUAGGGUUCUUGUUACAGCACAUCUCGACGUCUAGCUAUGAAUUUCAAUUGGGCAAUUGGACGAAUCUGAUCUACUAAUGUCCCAAACUCUCAACCAACCCAUCUAGGAGCUCAACUCUGUCCCCACUCAAGGAACCAUUGCUCAGUUUUGAACUAUCGCUAUUACUCAUUAGUCUUGGGGAAUUCGUGCAGUUAAGAAGUUCCAUUUAUUUCUGGUACUUCUCUGUGUGACUGCCUAUUUGAGUUCGACCAGUCAACACAAUGGCCUAUGAAUUGACUGAGCAAAAACGAGUUGGACUUGGGCUGAUUGGUUUUGGCUUCUUUUUCACGUUUUUGGCUGUAAUCCUUUUCUUUGACAGGGGAUUGCUUGCUUUAGGAAAUAUAUUUUGGUUAAUCGGAGUGGCACUUUUACUUGGUUGGCAUUCUACAUGGAACCUAUUUACCAGUCGAGCAAAUUACAAGGGUUCUGCAUCAUUUCUUCUCGGCCUCUUCUUCAUUUUUGUUCGCUGGCCCAUAAUUGGCAUACUUUUGGAGAUCUGUGGCUGUUUUGUUCUCUUUGGUGGUUUUUGGCCCUCAAUUAAAGGAUUUUUGUACCAGAUUCCAGUUCUUGGAUGGAUUCUUCCAUACCCCAUCGUGAUGCCUCUUGUCACCAAAAUCAAUACUAAAUAUUUCUUCUGAGCUAAUUUGACCUAUUGUUCGCACUUAACGAAGACUGUCUCCAACAUUAAAAAUAAGUUAAUACCUUGGCAACUUUAUAUGUUUAGGAGAAUCGUCUUUGGACAUUUCUUGUAUGCCAAGUUGCAGGAUGCCUCAUGUAUUUGUUGGUUUUGAUGGUGAAUGGAAAGAGACUGAGAGAGAAUACGUCGGAGGACAAAAUCAAAGGGUUAAAUGGAUUUCUUAAGAGAAAUCUAUAGAAUUAGUGGGAUAAAUUGUGCUGAGCAUGAAUUUUUCAUAAUUGUGCAUAAAACCAAAUGAAAGAAAAGAGGUUGCUAGGUGAUCAGAUCAAUUCAUUCAAGGAAAAGAUGAUCCAAUUGGCUGACAUCGAUUAAGAAAAAUAAAAGUCACGACAGUGGAACAUGAAAAUGCGCUAAAAUUUCUAUUCAGAGUGAAAGUCCAUGAACACUUUAUUUUUAUUUUGCUAGAUGGAGAGAACUUGGGUGCCUUUGCUCUAAUUAUCAAGCAUGCACACAAAGACUUGAAAAAGUAGUGACUAGUGAGCUUACAACCUUCCUAGACCCUCGGUCUGUCAGUUAAGCCAAAUAACACAACCUAUAUGGGAGAUCACGUAGUCUAAACCUGUCUAAAAGGUGUCUCAUCUGUCCAAUGCCCCUUUUCAAAAGUAUGCUUUUUUCUCUCUCACGAUGGGAUGAGUUUUUGACAUGUGGAGGAAUGGGGAUAUUGUUUAUCCAUUGAACAUUGUUAACAAUUUGAGUUACUUUGGUCCUAUUUGUCUGUUUGAUACUGAUUUUUUCCCCUUUUUUUCUUUCUAAUUUUAGGAA
This is a messenger RNA of Cucumis melo (muskmelon), 1727 nucleotides long. RefSeq names its product vesicle transport protein GOT1. NCBI's taxonomy places the organism in Eukaryota, Viridiplantae, Streptophyta, Magnoliopsida, Cucurbitales, Cucurbitaceae. Gene Ontology annotation, biological process: retrograde transport, endosome to Golgi; endoplasmic reticulum to Golgi vesicle-mediated transport. The record is from RefSeq and is a predicted model, not a curated record. The coding region runs from base 490 to 906 and encodes 138 amino acids. The transcript has 8 exons.